Molecule: messenger RNA, 731 nt
Organism: Solanum pennellii
Lineage: Eukaryota; Viridiplantae; Streptophyta; Magnoliopsida; Solanales; Solanaceae
Product: bax inhibitor 1-like
Exons: 6
Coding region: 7-729 (240 amino acids)
Cellular component (GO): membrane
Source: RefSeq, a predicted model, not a curated record
GAAGAAAUGAAUGCUGUGAGAGCUUACUUUAAUAGGGGUUGGAGAAUAGAUGACAUGAAGAAUACAGGAUACCUUUACCCGCAUGCUCACAAACACUUGAAAUAUAUGUAUUGUACCCUUUUCUGUGCCCUGUUGAGCUCUACUGUUGGAUCCUCCUUCCAUUAUAUCUGGAACAUUGGGGGCUUGUUCACUCUUCUUAUUGCUUCUGGAACUAUUUUCUUCCUUUUCACUAAACCGCCAUCAGAAAUAAAGAAGAGGGUCUGCUUGUUGAUCACUGGUGCCUUUUUUAUAGGGGCUUCCAUUGGCCCAUUGACCAAAUAUCUCUUCGGAAUUGAUCAAGGCUUUGUCAUCAACAUUUUGGCAUGUACAACAAUAGACUUUGGCACUUUCUGGGUGAGAUCCCUGUUAAUAAGGGACAGGAGCCUGUGUAACUGUUGGUGGUUGGUGAUCCUAAUGUUCUUUUGGUUUGCCUUUGCUUCUGACAUCUUUGGUGGCCACAGUGCUCGAUGGAUGGUACAGGUAUGGUCUUUGCUAGCGUUGUACAUGUUGUUCAUUUCAGUCUAUAGCAAAGAAGUGAUGAAUGAUUCUCUUUACGGAGAUGUGGAUUAUGUAAACCACGCAUGCACCAACUUGUUCCAUUUACCAGCUGUAAUGGUCCAUUUUGUUCGGGUACAAGUGGCUGCAAUGCUUGAGAGCUUCAAUCGUUGCAUGAGGCUCCUUAACCGAUAGGG